Penicillium egyptiacum is the source of this 252-nucleotide messenger RNA. The record is from the annotation of a GenBank genome assembly. Lineage: Eukaryota; Fungi; Ascomycota; Eurotiomycetes; Eurotiales; Aspergillaceae.
GUGCAACUGCACCAUCGUUCGCUGCACCGGGCAAUUGCACCAAAUUUCUCAAGGUACCGCUGCACCCCACAGCACCGGGCCAUUGCACCAAAUUUCUCGAGGUGCAGCUGCACUUGUCAAGGCCUAAAGAGAAUACCAUGUCAGGCAGUCUUGGCAGAUCGACCCCACGUCGUGGCCGAUCCGAGAGGGGUUCAUCACAUGAUAUGCAUGUCGACAUUGGAAGAGAUAGAUCCCUUAUAGUCUGGGACCCCC